Seminavis robusta is the source of this 1416-nucleotide messenger RNA. NCBI's taxonomy places the organism in Eukaryota, Bacillariophyta, Bacillariophyceae, Naviculales, Naviculaceae. The record is from the annotation of a GenBank genome assembly.
CAGUAUCUGCGAAGUCCUGAUCAGGCCAUUGUUGGAAGAGCAGUGAUAUCCAGUGGAUUCCAUAGUAAACAAGCCCCAUCCAACCUUUAUCAGACUCAGCCAUGUACUCCUUCAAGUACAUUUGCUAUCAGACGAUUCACUACAGACACCAAGGAUAUUCAUCAGGCCAUCCAUUAUGAUCAGUCCACUAUGUCUGCAACUGGCAGUGAGAACCGCACCUUUACACCCUUGUCACCAUCAGUAGCAGCAGAAGAUACUGUGAGCGAAGACGAUUUGCCAAAAUUGGUGGCUACCAAACGAAAAAAGGGCAAAUUGAAACCAAGACCCAGCAACCCCUUGAAAUUUCUACCCAAAGAAGACAUCACCAAGCAUCUAACAACAGAACAUCCAAGAGAGCCCAAAAAGAAGAACAAGAAAAAGAAGAAGAAAAAGUCCAACAAAGCUAAUACUCGACAACGAAGAAAAUCAAAGUCAAAGGAAAACACUGAUAUUGUGAUUGCUAUACCCACUUCGGAAUGGAUCCACGUGGGAGACAUUUCUCCCAUUUCCACCCUCGAAAGCAUGGUCGAAGGAAUCAAUGAAGCUUUGGAUGCGCACUUGGCCACACACGGCGGAAUUGUGCACGUCGACGACUCCACCCAACUGCUCGAUUUCCAAGACAUGUUUCCAAAUCAUCAUCAUCACGCGACAACCAAUGAUGACGACGAAGAAGAACAAAUAAUGGUACAGGAAGAUUUGUUUCGUUGGGUCCAACAGGCUCAUUUGAUAUUGUCGUCCUACGGACGUCCCGCUGGAUGGAAAGUCCAAUUGGCCAAUCGAUCCAUUGCCUAUGCCUUGUUGCAACAACAUGCCAAAACGUGUGUACAAUCUACCUGGAAACCAUUGACCAUUGCACCAUUAACAGAAAAUACCCCACAGCACAACACCAACAAUGCACAAUGUGUGCAAGCGCGAUUGGAAAAACCUUCCAACGACAACGGAUUCGGUCACAAUCACGUCUUUUACGACGACGAUUUGGGCCAGUCGUCCUUGGAUUGGAUUGACGAUUCGGUCGUACGCGUUGAAAAUUGCGGCGACGACCACUACGACGCAGCCAUGGACCUGUUUCAUCUCUUUGGAUCGUACGAACUCAAGGCUCCUUCCAUCUUGCAAUGGACGUUGCAGCACGAUGGACACGGACCUCGAUCGACCUACUUGGUACGAUUCGAAGAUCCCGAUUGGGCUCGGGCCGCCAUGCGAGACAAGCAGGGGCAUGUCAUGCCGAGAUCGAACAAUAGGGACAAAUCGCUACGGUUGAUCCAAUUUCCAAAGCAAAAACGAAGGAACAACAAUGUGAUCAAGGAAGAUGAACCAGAGGAAGUAGAUGGGGAUGAUGAAGAAGAUAACCACAGUUCGAGAAUGGCAGUGGUGGAGUGA